Molecule: messenger RNA, 1639 nt
Organism: Oncorhynchus gorbuscha (pink salmon)
Lineage: Eukaryota; Metazoa; Chordata; Actinopteri; Salmoniformes; Salmonidae
Product: protein Atg16l2-like
Exons: 15
Coding region: 146-1639 (497 amino acids)
Biological process (GO): autophagosome assembly; negative stranded viral RNA replication
Cellular component (GO): autophagosome membrane
Molecular function (GO): protein binding
Source: RefSeq, a predicted model, not a curated record
CACUUCCAUGUUGACAGCCGAGCCAGUCUCGGUAGAGAUUUUAUUGAAAUGGAAAGUUAAUAAAUGUUCCUCUGAUAUACAAUAGACUAAACUAUUUGGCAAUGCCGUUUAGUAACAGCCUAAAUUGCCGUAGGACUAGUCUAUCAUGGCGGCACUAGGAGCGGAACGUGGCGAGGCGUCUAAAGUCGAAGAAAAGAUAAACACCCAGAAGACGGACGACUCAUGGAAACGUCAUAUCAUCCGCCAACUCAAACAUCGGGAUAAGUAUCAGAAGGCGAUGUUUCAAGAUGUCAUACUGGCAUAUAUUAAUCUGCUGGAGAGGUCCAAUCAGAGAGCCCUCAUCACGAAAGGCAUCCUGGGAUCUGGUUCAAGGUACCCUGCCUCCUCCAAAGACUCCUUGCCGUCUCUGAUUUCCAAGAAUGACGAUCUGAAGAAAACAACUGGGGAGCUGGCCUACCAGGUAUUGGAGCUCCAGCAGGAGAUUAAGAUCAAAGACUCCGUACUGGAAGAGCAACAUGCCAGGAUGUGUGAGGUGCGGAGGGAUCUGCUGGGGGUGCAGGCUGAGGAUGGAAGUCUGGCGGUGCGUGUUGCCGAGGUGACGGAGGGGAACCGGCUGUUGAAACGGGAGUACGACUCCCUGCUGGAGCAGCACCAUGAUCUGGACCAGACCUUCAGAGAGGAGAAGCUCAGAGGUCAGGAAAUGCUGGAGGAACUGGUCCGGAGGAAGCAGCACGCAGCCAUCAGGAUGAACAGCCGCAACGAGAGACGGGUCAGAGCCAGAGAGGCAAGUCUUCAGAAGGAACUGGAGACCGCCGGGAAGGUGAAGGUGACCAUUGACGUCGGGUCGGUCAGUGCCCCGGCCUCCAGAGAAGCCUCCCCUAAGAGUGAUCUGGCUGAGAGACGGACCACUAGACUGUUCAGGUCAGCCUCAGUAACAUCCCCUCCCAGGAUUCUAGAUUCCAUCAAAGAGCUUUUUGAUAGAAAGAAGCGUCGGGGGAACUCGCUGUGUCUGAGUAUGGAGGAGGAGCUGUAUGUUCCUGUAGGGAUCUGUCUGGCUGCCAGGGUCCCUGUUAGGGCUCUGCAUGUCCUGGAUGCCCAUGAGUUGGGCAUUAAUGCAGUGAGGUUCAGCUCCAGUUGUAACCUGCUUGCUACUGGAGGGACAGACAGAUCCAUUAAGCUGUGGGACAUUAAAGCAGGCAUGCUCCACAACAGAGGUACACUAGAUGGCAGCAACGAAGGAAUAACCAGCAUAGAGUUUGACCAAACAGGCACCAGGGUUAUAGCAGCGUCAUAUGAUAAAUCAGCUCUGUUCUGGCGGCUGGAUGACUCUGCUCCCAAGCUCACUCUGACAGGCCACUCACGUAAAGUGACAGCAGCCAAGUUUAAAUGCAGCCUGCGCCAGGUGGUGACAGGAAGCGCAGACAGGACCGUCAAGAUCUGGGAUCUCCACCGCGCUGCUUGUAUCCAGACCAUUGAGGUUCUAUCUUACUGCAGUGAUGUGGUGUGUUCUGAGCACGUCAUCGUCAGUGGACACUAUGACAGGAAGAUACGCUUCUGGGACAGCAGGCAGACUAAACGGCUGGUCCUCAUCAACGCUCUGGAGACAAGCUAUCUGUUCGUCCUCGGGUUUAUCGACUGA